This is a messenger RNA of Hymenoscyphus albidus, 2027 nucleotides long. Lineage: Eukaryota; Fungi; Ascomycota; Leotiomycetes; Helotiales; Helotiaceae. The record is from the annotation of a GenBank genome assembly.
AUGUUUCUAGAACCGCUCCUCCCAAAAUUCUCAGCAACCACGCUGAUCGCAGGAGUCGCAGUAUUCUGCUUUGGAAUCUACGCCGUGGCAGUUGCAGGAAGAUAUCAAUUCAGCGCCAAAUCCCCAAAGCGAACAAAAGCGGGGUAUCCGAUUAUAGGAGCUAUCCAUUUCUUCACUGCUCGAUGGGAUUUCUUCCGACAUGCCAGACAACAAGCACCGACUGGGAAUUUCAGUUUCUUUCUUGGGAAGCACCCCGUUGUUGGGUUGACUGGUGAUAAAUCACGCAUUUUAUUUUUCGAGAGUCGGGAAUUGGGAUUCGCUGAAGGGCAUGUUUUGCUUCUAUACAAAGGAUGUGACAUCAUAAAAGGGCUAACAUAUAAGUUGUAGAUAUGCGGUCCUCUUUGGACAAUCUCCGAAUAGCCUGCAGGAUGAGAGGGCGGUAGCCAAUGAAAAGGACUUCACAACCUAUUUCUCUCGUCGCCUUACUCGUAUGCUUAGAAACGAGAAUUUCAACAAAAGUUAGCAGGGUAAAAGAAAGAUCCAAUUCGAGCGCUGACUGACGUCGGUUUAGGCUUGCCCAAACUGAUGGAAGAUGUCCAGAUUAGCAUGAAAAAACUACGCGAUGACCCAUCUGGCAUCACCGACCCCUUUGAAAGCGUUUACCGAAUUGUUUAUCAAUUGACUAUCCGCAUGGUGGGUUCUGAUGAUAUUGCAAACGAUCCCGAGCUCUGCGAGAAGACACUUCAGUUGUAUCACACCAUCGAAAAUAGUUCCACGGCUAUAGCAAUUAUGUAUCCAUGGUUUCCAUCACCCGCCAAAAUUAAACGAACAAUUGCAGCCGGCCGCCUUUAUGUGUUGAUCCAGAAGAUUGUUGAUGAAAGGAAGAAGUCAGGCCACAGAGGAGACGAUCCUUUGCAAUACCUAAUGGAUGAAGGCGAAGAUGUCAAAAGGAUAAUUGAGGUGAAUCAUUCCUCGCGCCUAUAUAAAAUGCAUCAAUCAGCUAACCCUACAUUAUCAAGUUCGUCAUUGGUGCGCUGUAUGCUGGGCUCCUCAACAGCGGCAUCAACGUAGCCUGGGUCCUACUCUAUCUCUCCAAAGAUCCCUACUGGAUGUCCAAAGUCCGAGAAGAAGUCAAAACAGUCGCCGCAAAAUACUGUCCCGACACCGACGCUCCACUCUCUCAGCAACUUACAUACGUUCCCGUCGAAGCGUGGGAAUCCGAGUUCCCUGCGCUGGAUCUAUGUCUCAAAGACAGUAUUCGUCUGCAGCUCCUCGGUGCGGCUUUCCGUAAGAAUACGAGUGGUCGUGAGAUUCCUACCGGUGUUGGUGAUGAAGUGAUUCCUCCUGGUGCUUAUGUAACGUACCAUACUGCGGAUGUCAGUUUGGACCCAACUAUUUACCCAGAUCCACUUAAAUGGGAUCCAGCAAGAUACUUGCCUGAUAGAGCGGAGGAUAAGAAGAGGCCAUAUGCGUAUAUCGGCUGGGGAGUGGCCAGACACCCGUGCCGUAAGUUUUCCUUUAGAAUUUUUCAAAUUCAAACCAUUGACUGACGGUUGCCGUUUCUAGUUGGGAUGAGGGUAAGAAACCUAUAUAUACAUUGAGAAAUUUCAGUCCAUGCUGACAUGAAGUAGUUCGCCAAACUAGAACAAAACCUCAUCACCGCAUUUUUCAUUGCCAAUUUCGAUUAUGAAUUAACCGACAAACAUGGAAACCCACUUGCAACGAUGCCAUCAGUCGACUACAACGGAACUUCCGCCACGAAGCCCAAACCUCCGAUUUACUUCAAGUACCAAGUCAGAUGAGUUUCCAAAAGUAAGGUGAAAUCGGUAUGUAACGGGUAUGUAUUAUAGCAGUGCGGAACCUCAAAAUGGUGUGUAUGAUGAAUCUUUUGGGAUAUACUUGUAGUGGAAUUAUGUAAGGGUAUUAGCGUUGGUUUGGAUGGAGUUUUGAAUCUUUCUCACGAGUUUUCCUUUAAUUGGAACCACAUUUGUGUAAUAUUAAAAAGACAUUUGAUCUAUUCAAUGAAC